This is a messenger RNA of Paramecium tetraurelia, 1122 nucleotides long. RefSeq lists its product as uncharacterized. The record is from RefSeq and is a predicted model, not a curated record. NCBI's taxonomy places the organism in Eukaryota, Ciliophora, Oligohymenophorea, Peniculida, Parameciidae. The transcript is spliced from 3 exons.
AUGGACUUCAAUAAGGGAUAUUUGAAAAGGGAACUUAAUAAUCUAGAAGGCUUGAAGUAAGUAUAGAGGGAUCUGAAGCAAUAAAUAGAGAUAGCUGAGAAGGAGUUGAAGAAAUCUUGUAAGACAAAAAUAAGGGUGAAAAAGAUCUUGAAAAUAUGUAGAGACAACAAAUAGUAAAAUGAGGAGUAUAUUAGAUAUUUAAAUUAUCUGACUAGAAACUUCACUAAGUUAAUUAAUUUUGAAUAAUUGGAAAUUAAAAAGAGUCAAGAAAAUAUAUAAUAAGCAAAGCGACAAUUUGAUGAAUUUUUAAAAGUCUAUCGUUAAAAGCGAUAACAUCAGACAACAUUAUUGCUUCAAAUCAGAAAUAGUUUAAGAGAAAAACAACAUUUAGAUAAAAUAUUUUAAUUAAGUGAUUUACAAAUAACCGAAUAAGCUCAUGGUUCAAUCUAAAAAUUGAGGAAAAGAUUAAAUAAAAAGGAUGAUGACACCAAGAACAAGAAAAACAAAGAAUCUUAAGAAAAGGAACUCAAAUUACAAAGAGAAAAGUUAAUGAUCCUAGAACAACAAUAUCGAAAGAUAAAAGGAGUUUUUGAUAUUAAGAAUAGUGAUUAUCAUUUGAAUAAGGAAUUCGUAGAUUUUAUGGCAUCGAAAGAAAGAAAAAGCGAAUAUGAAAUUAAAUUGUCAGAGUGUCAAUAGAAAUUAAGUGAAGUCUUGGAUCUAAAUACAAAAUUGAAUGAAUAAGCUAAAACAUAUGAGAAUGCUUAUUCAUCUCAUAAUUUCAAUUAAAAGGAAGUCAAAAAAGACGAGCAAUCUUAAGAGAAAAAGCAAAUUAACAAUAUUUAAAUGUAAGAAUUAUAACUCAAGAAACUGAUGGUUUUGGAAGCUCGAUUAACCAGUUCAUUAGAAUUGAUCGGAAAGAAGUGUGGAGUUAAAGAUGAAGAUUAGAUUUCUAUUAUAUUAGAUUAGAGGAAACAACACAUUAUAAAAAAUGAGGGAUAGACAAAUUAUUAGAAGAUUUUAGAGCAGUAGUAUUAAAUAGAGCCGCUUUUAAAAUAGCAAGCACCAUUCUAUUUUCCAAACAGAUACACAAAUAAUAAUAGCAGUAGUAACAGUGAAAUUUGA